Messenger RNA from Glarea lozoyensis ATCC 20868, 387 nucleotides. RefSeq names its product NAD(P)-binding Rossmann-fold containing protein. The transcript has 2 exons. The record is from RefSeq and is a predicted model, not a curated record. The coding region runs from base 1 to 387 and encodes 128 amino acids. NCBI's taxonomy places the organism in Eukaryota, Fungi, Ascomycota, Leotiomycetes, Helotiales, Helotiaceae.
AUGGGCACCUUUGCUGGUUUCUUCUACCGCCAGUUGACGAUCAAACCUAAGCCGCUUCCUCAGAAUGUGCGACUCGAUGGCAAGACGGCUAUUAUUACUGGUGCCAAUGCUGGCGGCAACCCAGCAAUCGAAGUGCAGAUUUGGGAGCUUGAACAUGAGUCAUUUGCCAGUAUCGAUGCCUUUGGCAAGCGCGCUGAUACUUUGGAUGGCCUCGAUAUUGUCAUACUCAAUGCUGGCGUAAAAUAUUUGGAUUACGUUGAGUCGAAGACCGGGCAUGAGGCACACGUGCAGGUCAAAUCUUGGGACGGCACUUGUUUCUGUACACCUCCUAAAUCCUCUAAACUGGACGGCGAAAGCGGUUGGAGCACCAGUUUAGUUGACAAUUGA